GUUGCAAUGGGGAUUGUGGCUCAUCGGAUACAGUGGCGACAAUUGACAGUAAUGGAAACACUUGAUGGUAAGCAUAUACUCUGCAUGCUAUUAACUUUUCGCAGGCAUGGUCAUGCAACUCUACAUGUGAUCAAAAUGGCAAAGGGCUCUGGAAGAGCUGCCAUAAAAAUGUUCAUGGCAAAUGUGACACACACGGCCAUGGAGAUCCACUUCUUUUGGGCUGGAAAAGGGACCUGCUGCAUUCCAUUCCAAGCAACUUUCGGGCCACUAGUGUCAGCCAUACAUGUUUCUCUAGAGUUCUCUAGUGGUGGUUCGCCCUCGAAUAAUUACAAAAGACGCAUAGGAGAAGUUAUUGGUAUAGCUGUCAGAUGUGCAAGUGGACUACUGAUACCCGUAUCCAUUUUCUAUCUAUAG
Magnolia sinica is the source of this 414-nucleotide messenger RNA. RefSeq names its product probable LRR receptor-like serine/threonine-protein kinase At1g56130. Lineage: Eukaryota; Viridiplantae; Streptophyta; Magnoliopsida; Magnoliales; Magnoliaceae. The record is from RefSeq and is a predicted model, not a curated record. The coding region runs from base 7 to 414 and encodes 135 amino acids. The transcript has 2 exons.